CCAGAAACUAAGCUCCGCCGUUGUCAUUUUGAGACAGGCUGCUUUAUCAAAAUGAAGUUCCCGUGGCAUCGAGGUGGCAUGAGGCCUAAAGAACCCCUGUCCACCUUGGACUCACUGCCAAUAAAUAACUACACGCAUUUCUUAGAAAUACCUUUAAAGAUAGUAGGCUGCUGGGACUGGUACGACCACCCAAAAUCCGUAAAAGAAAUCAUUGUCAACAACGUGUAUUUCUGCAUGGUUCUUUUCGUUCUUAUCAAUGUCCCGGCAACUUUGUAUAUUCAUUUGUAUACAGAGUGGUUAGACGUCAUGACCAGCCUGGACAAACUGGCUGACUGCCUUCCUUUUGUGGUCUCGAUUAUCAUUGUUGUAUACUUCGGGCUGUAUAGAAAGGAGUUGUACGAAUUGACGAAGUUUAUGCAGCGUAAGUUCCACUAUCGUUCGGCGAACGGAUUGACGAACAUGACGAUGCUGAACAGCUACAAGACCGCGAGAAAUUUUGGGUACUUUUAUACAGCUUGCACCAUGUUCAGUGUGUCUAUGUAUAUGAUACCGGAGAUUGUGAACCGGUUGAAAAGACAGCCUCUGCAGAGCUACAUGUACAUGGACGUGACGAGGUCUCCGUUCUUCGAGUUCACUCUCUUGCGGCAGUGUGUGGCGCAGGCGUUCGUUGGACUGGCCAUGGGACAGUUUGGAGUAUUCUUCGCGUCCAACGCGAUUCUUCUGUGCGGUCAGCUGGACCUGUUAUGCUGUAGCCUACGCAACGCGCGCUACACCGCACUCUUGCGAUGCGGCGUGUCGCACCGCAGCGUGGCGGCCGCGCACAGCGACAUACAGGGCGACGAGCUGUAUAACUACAUCUACAAUAUUGCUGAGAUGAGGCAGUCGAUAUACCAUUAUGAUCAGAGGAUGAGCUACGAGAUAAUGAAUAAACGGUCAUCUUUUGACAUCUACAGCAGCGAGUUCGACGCGGCGACGUGCGAGGCGUUGCGUGAUUGCGCACGCGCCUGUGACGUCAUUAACACGUUCAAAGCCAAGUUCGAGAGCUUCGUGUCGCCGCUGCUAGCGCUUAGAGUGGUGCAGGUCACUAUGUACCUCUGCAUGCUGCUGUAUGCUGCGACCCUGAAAUUAGACAUGGUGACGGUGGAGUAUUUGGUGGCUGUUGCGCUGGACAUCUUCGUGUACUGCUUCUAUGGCAACCAAAUUAUUAUACAGGCGGACCGCGUAUCCACCGCAGCGUACCAGAGCGCGUGGCCGACCAUGGGCGUGCGCCCGCGCCGCCUGUUGCUCAACAUUCUCCUCGCUAACAAACGCCCAGUGGUUGUUCGUGCGGGGAACUUCUUGUCUAUGGAUCUCCACACUUUUGUCGUGAUAAUCAAGACAUCUUUCUCUUACUACACUUUAUUAGUAAACGUAAAUGAAAAAUAAUAUUACUCAUUGCAUUUACUUUAAAAGGGCUUUGUAUUUAGACGCUUAUUUAG
This is a messenger RNA of Ostrinia furnacalis (Asian corn borer), 1478 nucleotides long. It is a transcript of the gene Or85e, whose product is annotated as Odorant receptor 85e. The transcript has 8 exons. Gene Ontology annotation, molecular function: olfactory receptor activity; odorant binding. The record is from RefSeq and is a predicted model, not a curated record. Gene Ontology annotation, cellular component: plasma membrane. NCBI's taxonomy places the organism in Eukaryota, Metazoa, Arthropoda, Insecta, Lepidoptera, Crambidae. Bases 52 to 1425 code for a protein of 457 amino acids. Gene Ontology annotation, biological process: sensory perception of smell; detection of chemical stimulus involved in sensory perception of smell.